This is a messenger RNA of Capsella rubella, 924 nucleotides long. RefSeq names its product E3 ubiquitin-protein ligase SPL1. The transcript has 11 exons. The record is from RefSeq and is a predicted model, not a curated record. Gene Ontology annotation, biological process: organelle organization; protein ubiquitination. The coding region runs from base 1 to 924 and encodes 307 amino acids. Lineage: Eukaryota; Viridiplantae; Streptophyta; Magnoliopsida; Brassicales; Brassicaceae. Gene Ontology annotation, molecular function: ubiquitin-protein transferase activity.
AUGAUGAUACAGUUAGGUGGAUUGGCAUGUUGCUUAAGCGGCAGCUUUCUUGAUUAUCUCAGUAAGAUACCAGCCAGUUUUGUUAAGUCAGUCACUAGGGUUCGCCACAUCAAGGAUUUGGAGCAAUUGGUACCAUUAGAGAGCAAGGUCGUCGCAGUAUCAGGAAUCGUUGGAUCCGAGACACCUCUUAAGUGUAAGCAUAGUGACAUGCUCUGUGUUUUUAUCGAGGAAACGGCACAACAACUAUUCUUGAAACGUAAUUGGAUGUUUUCAUGGGUUCCAGAUUGUAACUGGAUGGUUCCAAUCACUAAGGAAGUCCCGUGGUACCUGGACGAUGGGACAGGUCGUGUUAAUGUGGAAGCUAACAAAGUAAGAUGCUUCGAAUUGAAGGUCGGAAGUAAAGUAUUUCAAGAAUCAGAGCCGUCAUCCGAAUGCCACAGAGGCCUCGAGAUGCUUGGAGUUCUACGCACUGAGCGCGUCCUCCCAAUUGGUACAUCGGUUACUAUUAUUGGUGAGGCUGUUAAGGACAGUAUCGGGGGUUUCACGAUUCAAGAAUCCAAGGAAGUACCUUUCUUUGUCUCAUCUUUACCUUUCGAUGAGCUCAUCUCUUCAUUCGGAAAAUGGUCAAGGAAGCUCAAAUAUGCCUCCAUUGGUUUUACUGUUGUUGGUGUGGUUCUUAUUUUAAAGCCUGUGGUUGACUAUAUGCUAGAGAGAAGGAGGAGACGAUUGCUACGGAAAAGAGUUGCUGAUGCAGCUGUUAAGAGAGCCAAACUAGUAACUAGAGGAUUGGAAGCUCAAGAUGGUGAUUUACUUGAUCUCUGUGUGAUCUGCCUUGAGCACAAGAAUGAUGCUGCUUUUGUGUGGUCAUAUGUGCUGCUGCUCAAUAUGUUCCUUGCACGUAAAGACCUGUCCUCUUUGCCGUAG